Messenger RNA from Mugil cephalus (flathead mullet), 6089 nucleotides. Its product is annotated as sodium bicarbonate cotransporter 3-like. Bases 171 to 3953 code for a protein of 1260 amino acids. Gene Ontology annotation, biological process: bicarbonate transport; transmembrane transport; monoatomic anion transport. Gene Ontology annotation, cellular component: apical plasma membrane; plasma membrane; basolateral plasma membrane. The transcript is spliced from 26 exons. The record is from RefSeq and is a predicted model, not a curated record. Gene Ontology annotation, molecular function: solute:inorganic anion antiporter activity; monoatomic anion transmembrane transporter activity; sodium:bicarbonate symporter activity. Lineage: Eukaryota; Metazoa; Chordata; Actinopteri; Mugiliformes; Mugilidae.
CUCCGUCUGUAUAAAGAGAUGAGCUGAGGAAGAGGGAACAGACCGAGUGCGACACUGUCUCUGUUAGCGCGCAGCUCACACACACACAUUCUGCAACACAGAUAACCAGCAGAGAGAAGGAACUGGUUAACGUAGCCUCCUGCCUUUGCUUUACGGAUGUUUUAAUCUAAAUGGAUGAACAGGGCGAAGGGGAACAUGUGCUUUCGGGUCUAGAUGAGGAGGCAUUAGUCGACCAUGGAAAGACCAGCUUCACCACUCACACAGACUACGAAAAGGAAGACUUGGAAAGCCACAGAGCAGUAUAUGUAGGCGUUCACGUUCCUCUAGGACGGGAGAGCAAACGCAGGCAUCGCCACAGAGGACACAGACAUCACAGGAAGAAGAAAGAGAGAGACUCUGAAGAGGGGAAGGAAGAUGGCAGGGAAUCCCCCACUUAUGACACGCCGUCCCAGAGGGUCCAGUUCAUCUUGGGUACAGAGGAUGACGACCUCGAGCACGUCCCCCACGACCUCUUCACCGAGCUGGACGAGCUCUCCUUCAGAGAUGGCAGUGCCACUGAGUGGAAAGAGACAGCCAGAUGGCUGAAAUUUGAAGAGGAUGUGGAAGAUGGUGGGGAGAGGUGGAGUAAACCCUACGUGGCCACGUUGUCACUACACAGCUUGUUUGAGCUGCGUAGCUGCAUACUAAACGGCACAGUCAUGCUGGAUAUGAGGGCCAACAGUAUCGAGGAGAUUGCUGAUAUGCUGAUAGACAGCAUGGUGGCAUCAGGUCAGCUGAAGGAGGACUUGCGUGCCAAGGUGCGGGAGGCGAUGCUGAAGAAACACCACCAUCAGAAUGAGAGAAAGCUCAGCAAUCGCAUCCCUCUGGUGCGCUCCAUUGCUGACAUAGGCAAGAAACAUUCUGAACCACUGUUGCUUGAAAGAAAUGGAGAGGGCCUGUCCUCUUCGCGUCUCUCUCUCCACAAGCCAGGGGCAGCCUCCUCUGUCUCCAACCUGUCACAGAGACGAGAGUCCAGAGUCUCCGUCCUGCUCAACCACCUCCUGCCCUCUUCCUCUUCCAACACGGGGCUGUCAACAGGCCCCUCUCCCCUCAGUACUCCUCAAAAUACCCCUUCCUCUUUUCGACGGUCGAGCCCGCCCCAAACCCAUGGCGCGGGCCCCGGCCCCCAAGGCAUCCCCGAGGUGGUGGUGUCUCCCCCCGAGGACGACGACCCGGCCAACUCCGCAGGAGAAGAGGCAGUGUCGCCGCAGCUCAGCCGGCGAGCGUCCUCGGCGUCACAGAACCUUGAGCUGCUGCCCUUAGAAGGACCAAUGGUGUCUCCCAACUCCCUCCCCAACAAUCUGGAUGGCAACAAAGCAGUGGAGAGGAGGCCAUCUAAAGUAGGGGUCAGUAGAGAAGGCAGCAAUGUCGACUUCAGCAAGGUGGACAUGAAUUUCAUGAAAAAGAUUCCCCCCGGUGCUGAAGCUUCCAAUGUGCUGGUGGGAGAAGUGGACUUCCUGGAGAAGCCCAUAAUUGCGUUCGUGCGACUGUCGCCUGCGGUCCUUAUCACAGGCCUCACUGAGGUGCCUGUGCCCACAAGGUUUCUUUUCCUGCUUUUGGGUCCUCAUGGUAAAGGGCCUCAGUACCAUGAAAUAGGCAGAUCUAUGGCCACACUAAUGACAGAUGAGAUUUUCCAUGACGUGGCAUACAAGGCCAAAGAUCGAACUGACCUGCUCUCUGGAAUAGACGAGUUCCUGGAUCAGGUGACUGUCCUACCUCCGGGCGAGUGGGACCCCACAAUCCGAAUCGAGCCCCCAAAGAAUGUCCCAUCUCAGAUGAAGAGAAAGAGACCAUCCCAGCCCAAUGGCACUGCAUCCCCGGCUGGAGAGCUGGAAAAAGAGGAGGACCACAAUGCAGGACCCGAGCUGCAGAGGACUGGGAGGAUUUUUGGAGGAUUGAUUCUGGAUAUCAAGAGGAAGGCACCCUUCUACUGGAGCGACAUCAGGGACUCUCUCAGUCUGCAGUGUCUUGCCUCCGUCCUCUUCCUGUACUGCGCCUGCAUGUCCCCCGUCAUCACAUUCGGAGGUCUGCUCGGGGAGGCGACCAAAGGCAACAUAAGUGCCAUAGAGUCACUAUUUGGGGCUUCACUGACAGGAGUGGCAUACUCCCUCUUCGCAGGCCAGCCCCUCACUAUUCUUGGCAGCACGGGGCCUGUUUUAGUGUUCGAGAAGAUCCUCUUCAAGUUCUGCGUUGACUUUGACCUUUCCUACCUGUCGCUGCGGACCAGCAUCGGCCUGUGGACGGCCUUCCUGUGUAUCGUCCUGGUGGCCACGGAUGCGAGCUCGCUGGUUUGCUACAUCACCCGCUUCACAGAAGAGGCCUUCGCGGCGCUCAUCUGCAUCAUCUUCAUCUACGAGGCUCUAGAGAAGCUCUUUCACCUGGGAGAACACUACCCUGUGAACAUGCACAACAGCCUGGACAACCUGACCAUGUAUUCGUGUCAAUGUUCUCCACCUGCCAAUGUCACGGACAAGAUCAUGGAGAAGUGGAACCGGACGGGAUACAGCCCAGACUCUAUUUCAUGGAGCAGCCUCAACGUUUCGACGUGCAAAUUGCUCCACGGGGAGUUUGUGGGUCCUGCGUGUGGUCACCACGGGCCCUAUAUCCCAGAUGUCCUUUUUUGGUCCAUUAUCCUCUUCUUCACUACCUUCUUUUUGUCCGCAUUCCUCAAGCAAUUUAAGACCGAAAGAUACUUCCCCACCAAGGUGCGUUCCACCAUCAGCGACUUUGCUGUGUUUAUAACCAUCAUGGUCAUGGUGCUGGUGGACUAUCUCAUGGGAAUCCCCUCUCCUAAACUGAAUGUUCCUGACCGCUUUGAGCCGACAUCAAAGAACAGAGGCUGGCUGAUGGACCCGUUAGGAGGGAAUCCCUGGUGGACGCUGCUGGUGGCGGCACUUCCCGCCCUUCUCUGCACCAUCCUCAUCUUUAUGGACCAGCAGAUCACUGCAGUCAUCAUCAACCGCAAAGAGCACAAGCUGAAGAAAGGCUGUGGCUAUCACCUGGACCUGCUGAUAGUGGCGGUGAUGCUGGGUGUGUGCUCCAUCAUGGGUUUGCCUUGGUUCGUGGCAGCGACCGUCCUCUCCAUCUCCCACGUCAACAGCCUGAAGGUGGAGUCGGGGUGCUCCGCGCCAGGAGAACAGCCGAAGUUUCUGGGCAUUCGAGAGCAGCGGGUCACUGGGUUCAUGAUCUUCGUCCUCAUGGGUUGUUCUGUUUUCAUGACAUCAGCGCUCAAGUUCAUCCCUAUGCCCGUCCUGUAUGGAGUCUUCCUCUACAUGGGUGUCUCCUCCCUCAAGGGCAUUCAAUUCUUUGACAGGAUCAAACUGUUUGGCAUGCCGGCCAAGCACCAGCCGGAUCUGAUCUACCUGCGGUACGUGCCGCUGUGGAAGGUCCACAUCUUCACCCUGGUUCAGCUCACCUGUUUGGUUCUGCUGUGGGUAAUCAAGGCCUCGGCAGCUGCUGUGGUGUUUCCCAUGAUGGUUCUUGCUCUGGUCUUUGUGCGGAAGCUUCUAGACCUUUUCUUUACCAAGAGAGAGCUGAGCUGGCUGGAUGACUUGAUGCCGGAAAGCAAAAAGAAGAAAGAGGAUGACAAGAAAAAGAAAGCGCGUGAAAAACUGGAGGCAGCGUCCAGGCUGCAUGAGGAAGAGGAGAUUGCACUAAAGGUCGACUUUGAAGACUCAAACCGGCUCAGCAUCCCUGUGAAAGCGCUCUCAGGGCGUUCUGAAUCUGACCCCUUGGUUGUAAAUAUCUCUGAUGAAAUGGCCAAAACCGCAGUGUGGAAAGCAGUGAACUCGAGUGCAGAGUCUUGUGUCCAACCUGUGAAGAGUAGUGGAAGCCAGGAGAAGGUGGCCUGCGUUAGGGUAGACGUCAGCCCGGACACGCCUGGGGAAGACCCGGCCGCCGAGACCUUCCUGUGAUGGAGAGGAGGAGCCUCCUCCCCUCCCGAUAACCCUCCUCCCUCACAACACUCGACGGGCACCACCUUAGCUGCGAAAAAGGGGACACGGAAUGGAGCGGCACGGCCUGUCUGCACAGCUACAAAAUUUUCAGGGCAGUGGGCGAGCUCCCCCUGAAGGACGCCAGUCCUGAAGUCCCACAUACACACACGGUCGCCGAGACGCGCCGUGGAGCAUCCACCUCCACACAAUGAAGGAAUUCUGCUCUUACUGCCCACCAACACCUACUGUUUAGCAAAUCUCUUAAGUCUAGUAAUUUCUUUCCCGCCCGAUAUAUAAACCACUGAUGCCAAAGGAAGGGGCCUCGCUGAUGGGGAUGUUGGAUGACACGAAAUGAACUUUUUUUUCUUUUUUUAACCCGUUGUGUAUUUUAAUUUCAGUUUUUAAAUGGUCGGUACCGUUCUUGGUUUAAACGCCAUGGGUUUCCAUGUAUUUAAGGUCAAAUUAAGACCUUCCACUAAAAGAAGAAACUACACCAGCUUCAUUUGAUUAAAGCCAUUCAGGUACUGUCAGGUGAUUCUAUUUAAUCCAGCACAGUCGAAGACAAACCAAAACAUUCGUAUAGAUACUACUGCACCACACUACCAUUACUACUGGAUUUGUUUAUCUCUCUUGUCUCCAGGGGAACACUCAGUAUUUAAAUUGCUGCUCUGAGUUUGUUUUUCACUGUUCAUAGCGUAUGUGUUCUUAAACUGUCUUCUGGGCUCUUUUCAUUUUUAAUAUAGUUAAGAAAAAACCUUCUUCAGAGGCCAUAUGAAGUCUGUACUGUACAGAAAGCACUUUGCCAGUAUAGUUUCUUACCUAAAACGGAUUAUAGCUUGUUAAUAAAAACGGUUUCCUCUCUUCCCACAGUGUUGAUAGAGCUGUCGUUCAAAUUGUUGUCGUUCAAACAACUCAGGAAUCUUGAGUGAUUUCUGACUGUGGUCACUUGAUUUUUUUGUGUGUUUUGUUUUUUUGGUUAUUUUUUUGUCUCAAGGCAGCGAUAAUUACCUGUCCGCUGUAUUCCUUUCAUCGCUGGCAUAUUUUAAUAAAUCAUAAAAUAUAGUGAGGUGCAAAAGAAAACAGAGAAUAUUUGUGACCCCAGUUAGACGCACCUAUUUUAUACUGUCUGUAUUAUUGUUAAUAACAUUGUGUGUGCGUGUGUGUGGUAUAAAGAUAAUUUGUUCAGCAAAUCAUUUUAUGCAAAAUAUUUCUACUGUAUAUGUAAAAGAACUAUUAUAUUCAAGGAGUUUGUUCUUAUUUUGCUACGUGCGGUCCUGUUUUAGCAAUAAGUGUCCCGUACGCUGCGACGUACGGACUCCUGGCAAGGAAUAAUUUGUGAAACGAUGUCUGUGUCUGUUUCAUUCGCUCCCGUCUGUGUGUAGCUACAGUGACAAUACGGACAAUAGCUUACGUGCCUUGUCGAAGCUCUUUAUGUGCACGUCUCGUACUGAUUUAAUUUAAAUGUCGGGGGAACAGGUGUGCAGGCGCGCGCGAACGCCAAACGCGGACCGAGCAGCCGGUUGCGCGGCUCCUUUUCGGAGGCUCGUGUCUGUCGUAGUGUUAAUCCGCGUAGCCUGACCCGCAGACUUCUCUUCCAUUUACAAAUGUAACUCUAAAUACUCCCUGUGCGUGCGUGUGUGUGUGUGUGUGUUCUGCUGUCACAGCUCUAGUAUUUGAUGACAACAUAACAUCUCUGUAAUCAAUAUUGAGGUACUUUUCCUUUUUUUUUUAAAAAAAAAAUGAGCGGUGUGUGUCAAAUUAUCGUGCUGUCAACAUCAAAAAAAAUGGAAUUAAUUUAUUAGUAAAGCAAUGUGGUUAUGUCCUGCACACAUGGUGAAUCAAUAUUGACAUUUAAAUGUGAGUUACCAGUCGAGUCAUCACAGUGAAGUGAACCUCCGAAUGUUCGUCUUGAUUAUAAAGACUCUAUUUUACACGUCGUCGGCCUCACUUAAGACCUUGUCAUCGCACCAACGCCACUUGGUAACAAAUUGCAUUCGUUUCUGAUGCACGGACGACAUCAGUGAAGCACAUGGCAUCCUGUUGUUAGCUUGAAUGAUGACUUCUCUGUCAUGACCGAUCGUUGCAAAGCAAUAAAAGUGAAUACAUGGUGAUGAA